UUUUCUCGUGAAGAACGCAGUGCCGGGACGACGAAAGCACCACCUACGGCUUCGCGAGGGAUCGACCAAUGCUGGCACAUAGCUGUGAUAUGCGCUAUGAUCUCGUUUCUCACAAACGCAUCCAUCCGGUCAUCGGGAUUCCUGUACGUUGGAAUUAUGAACGAAUUCCAAGUGGGCCGUGGUCAAGCAGCAUGGCCAAUAUGUCUCAUGGGAGCCAUGGCAAAUAUGGCCGGUAUCGGAUCUGGCUUUGUCCUGAUGACGCUCCCUGUGUAUAUCAACCAACACUUCGAAAAAUACCGAGGAUUUGCCCUGGGCAUUGCGUACGCAGGAUCUACGAGCUCGGCCUUCGUAUUUCCUAAGCUGCUGCUGUAUCUCAAGAAUACGUACAAUUUCCGCAGCAGUAUCAUGAUCUUCGGUGCCAUCGUCAGUCACGUCAUCGCCGCUAGCCUCCUCCUUAAAGAGCCGUCGUGGAUCCGAAAAAAGCGAGUCGAUGACGCGUUGGCGUUGAAGCAGGCCAAGGACAUUUUCACCAUUGAAAAAGAAGCCACCAAGACGACAGUGAAUAGCACUGCGUUCAGUAAAACAUACCGUGAUAAAAAAACGGACACAAAUACUGCCGCAAACAGCAAAGUCAACCCUUGGAGCAUCCGGCAUGGACUCACCGUAUUGGAGAACCCCAUGUUUUACGCAGUGAUGUUGACGUACGUUGUGUUCGGUUACAAUUUCGACGUCUUCAUGGCCACUAUUGUGGACUUUGCCGUCGACAAGGGUACAGCGUUAGAAGCGGCCGUAGGUCUAAUACCGUUGUUCUCAUUUACUGACACGCUUGGACGGUUGUUUAUUCCUCUGCUCGUCGACAAGGGAUAUGUGACGCGUAGUUGCCUGGCAACGGUUAAUUACUUAUGGAUGUCCCUUGUGUUAUUUACGUUUCCGCUGGUACGUGGUUACUAUGAGAUUAUGGCUGCCUGCAUGUGCCUCUCCUUGGCUAUCGGAUGCAGCGUCACCAUGUACCCGGCCCUCAUGGCCGACUACAUGGGCAUUCAGCGCUUACCAAUCAGCUACGGUAUCGUCGGCGCCGUGGCUGGACCCCUGUUCGUACUCAAACCCUUAUUUAUUGGUUUCUUUCGAGACCACGUCGGCUGCUACAGCAACAUGUACCGGUUCUUGUCCGGAGGCGUGUUCGUGUUAGGACUGGUAUGGCUAGCCGUGUUCCAGAGCGAGAGGCGCAAAAGGAAGGAGUGGAAACCGCAACCGGCCGGAGCCACCGAAGCCAUCCUCGUCGAUGGCGGAAAGGCGUACACCCGCGCGGCAAACAAGUACGUCAGAUAUGGCUUUAUUAGCCUUGGAAAGGAGUUCCGUGAGAGGACUGGCGAUGUUGGCAAAAUUCUUGACAAGACGAUGAAAGUAGGAGCACAGGCCGAUAAAGCUCCGGGCAUCUUUCACGGACCGUGGUAUCGGGAAAUCUUUAACGACUUGAACUUUCCCAGGAUCAGGCUGCACGCCACGAGCGCUGACAAGGUGGCCUAG
This is a messenger RNA of Rhipicephalus sanguineus (brown dog tick), 1527 nucleotides long. Its product is annotated as monocarboxylate transporter 9. Lineage: Eukaryota; Metazoa; Arthropoda; Arachnida; Ixodida; Ixodidae. The transcript is spliced from 5 exons. Bases 97 to 1527 code for a protein of 476 amino acids. The record is from RefSeq and is a predicted model, not a curated record. Gene Ontology annotation, molecular function: monocarboxylic acid transmembrane transporter activity. Gene Ontology annotation, biological process: transmembrane transport.